AAUGCCUGUUACAGGUCAAGGAUUAUGCACAAAAAUGAAGACAUGAUAAAAGAGGAAACAUGCUGCUUCCAUGCGAUAAUCAGAGAGCAACAUGAAGCAAUGAAAACUAGUGCUGUUAUGGUCCAAUAUGUCAUUUCAUUUCCUUAAGGUGCAAAUUUGGGAGAGAGUACAGACUAAGCCUUAUGAUUGUGACAUCAGCAUUUCCUUAUCAGGAAAAUGGGAUCCUUCUCUUUCACAGAGUUCCCCCCACCUCCCACCCCUCCAGAAAAGGAGAAGAGGAAACACAAGAAGAAGCGCCUAGUGCAGAACACCAAUUCCUACUUCAUGGAUGUGAAAUUCUCACAAUGCUAUAAGAUCACCACUCUCAGUAGCCAUGCACAAGGAGUGGUUUUGUGUGUUGGCUGCUCCACCAUCCUCUGCCAGCCUACAGAAGGAAAUGCAAGGCUUAGAGAAGGACUCUCCUUCACACAGAAGCAGCACCCAAAGCCCCCUGUACCAAGAUGAGUGGGAAACUAUCCCAAUAAACACAUUUUUUUUAUUUAUUUAUUUAUUUAUUUA
Messenger RNA from Canis lupus familiaris (dog), 558 nucleotides. RefSeq names its product 40S ribosomal protein S27-like. Gene Ontology annotation, cellular component: ribosome; cytosolic small ribosomal subunit. The transcript has a single exon. The coding region runs from base 217 to 504 and encodes 95 amino acids. The record is from RefSeq and is a predicted model, not a curated record. Lineage: Eukaryota; Metazoa; Chordata; Mammalia; Carnivora; Canidae. Gene Ontology annotation, molecular function: structural constituent of ribosome; RNA binding. Gene Ontology annotation, biological process: ribosomal small subunit assembly; translation.